Humulus lupulus (European hop) is the source of this 1161-nucleotide messenger RNA. RefSeq lists its product as uncharacterized. NCBI's taxonomy places the organism in Eukaryota, Viridiplantae, Streptophyta, Magnoliopsida, Rosales, Cannabaceae. The transcript is spliced from 2 exons. The coding region runs from base 1 to 1161 and encodes 386 amino acids. The record is from RefSeq and is a predicted model, not a curated record.
AUGAAGGUGCCAAAGACUAUCACUUACAAUAGUCUUAUUGAUCAAUUGUAUACUUUAAUCGGAGCUGACAAGUCUCGUAUUGAUCUUGACUUAAAUGUAAUCUAUCAUUUUGGAAGUAAAGGUAUCCCUCCAUCUUUGAUUAGUAAUGAUGAUGAUGUUGCUUUUUUUCUUGAUGAGAUAAGAACAUCUAUCAAUCAUCGGACACCCCUAUGUGUGUCUACUAUAGAGAAGAGAAGUAAUGAUCCUUUGGUUACUAAAACACGUGAGUUGUAUACUAUUCCUCCAGUUGAAACCAAAGUGAAUGAUGAUUUUUGCAUUGAUGGCAAUGAAGACAGUUGGGAAAAAGGCUCUACUUCAGCCUCAACAGCUCAAUUACUGACAUCUUCUUCAAGUAUCAAUUCGUGGGAAAUAAAAGAGGGUCAAAUAUUUGAGAACAAGCAAGAGUUGAAGAUGAAACUCCAUCUUUAUGCAUUAAAGAAAAACUUUGAGUUUAAAGUAAAGAAGUCUGCGAAAAAUAUAUGGUGUACAGUAUGUGUUGAUGAUAAAUGCAAAUGGAGGUUGAGGGCUACAAAAUUGGUUAAUUCCAAUAUGUUCGAGGUUCGUAAAUUUUUCGGUGAACACACAUGUUCAUUGGAUGUUCGACAUAAAGAUCAUCGUCAGGCAUCCCCAUGGCUUAUUGGACAUGUCAUAAGGAGAAAAUUUGAGGGUGAUAAUGUUAAUUACAAGCCAAGGUCACUUGUAAAAGAUAUGAGUUUAUCAUAUGGAGUUCAUAUGAGCUAUGCUAAAGCUUGGAGGUGUCAAGAGCAUGCAUUGGCUUACAUAAGAGGUACACCAGAAUCAUCAUUUCAGAAACUUCCUUCAUUUCUAUACAUGAUGGAGCAAAAAAAUCCUGGAACUGUUACUCAUUUGCAGAUGGACAAUGAAGGUAAGUUCAAAUAUUGCUUCAUGGACUUAGGUGUUUCUAUAAUGGGGUUUAAAACAUAUAUUCGCCCAGUUAUAUGUGCUAUGGGACAAGAUGCUAACAAGAAAAUAUAUCCAAUUGCAUUUUCAGUAGUUGACUCAGAGAAUAAUGACUCAUGGUUGUAUUUUCUACUGAGGUUGAAGGAAGCGAUUGGUGAAGUGGAGAAUCUAGUAUCGUGUCUGAUAGACAUACUAGUAUAG